UGAGCCGCGUCAUCAUAAAAUGGCGGCCUGAGGUGAAUAAGGUUUCGUGUCUGCAUCCCCACCCCUGUCCCUGCCAGGUGUGUUUGCCCAAGGUUUCUGAGGGGAGGGAUGACGGAGCGGUUGGACGGGACCAACUUGGCUUGUGUGGGGGGAGCGACGAAGGGAAGAGGAAAGACGCACAAAGUAGAGGCCAAAGUGAGGAAGCUACAUCUUGCUACCCAAAAUGCAGUGUUCUCAUCACUGUGAGCAUCUUCUGGAGAGGCUGAACAAGCAACGAGAGGUGGGCUUCCUUUGUGACUGCACCAUCGUUAUUGGUGAAUUCCAGUUCAAAGCUCACCGAAAUGUUCUGGCUUCCUUUAGCGAGUACUUUGGGGCUUUUUACAGGGAUACUUCGGAGAGUAAUGUAUUUUUGGAUCAGAAUCAAGUGAAGGCCGAUGGAUUUCAGAAACUUCUGGAGUUCAUAUAUACAGGAGACUUAAACCUUGACAGUUGGAAUGUUAAAGAAAUACAUCAGGCUGCUGACUAUCUCAAAGUGGAGGAGGUAGUUGCUAAAUGUAAGAUAAAAAUGGAAGACUUUGCCUUCAUUGCUAAUCCCUCUUCAACAGAAACCUCUAGUAUCACUGGGAAUAUUGCACUGAACCAGCAGACUUGUCUCCUAACCCUUCGUGACUACAACAGCCAAGAGAAACUGGAUCCCCCUUCAGUGGAUCCAGUUCAGUCUCCAGUCUUAACAAUAACCCCAGAAAAAAAAUCUAUUCAAACCAAAAAGCGAAAGAAGGUAUUCAGCUCACUGAAAAACCAGGUGGAUAAACCUGUCCAGUAUCCAAGUGAAGCUGUGGAGAACUCUGCUGUGGGGUUAUUUCUUGAUGCAAAUAAACUAGCUACAGAGAUAACAGAGCAAGCUGCCCAAGGUGGAGAUAACACUGAGCUGCACCUUAUGCCUGUGGUGGAGAGCGAAACCUUUGCUGCACAGGAGAUCCUCAUCCAGACCAUGUCUCUGAAACCAAAACGGGGAAAAGCACAGCAAGGUUUUGCUUUGAAAGAGCACUGUUUGUCCAACAUCAGCAGUGACAAGAAUGCUUAUCAGUUGGAGAACUCUGGAGAGGAGCUAGAUCAGAAAUACUCCAAGGCCAAGCCAAUUUGUAACACCUGUGGGAAGGUGUUUUCUGAAGCCAGCAGUCUGAGGCGGCACAUGAGGAUCCACAAAGGAGUCAAACCAUAUGUGUGUCAACUCUGUGGGAAGGCAUUUACCCAGUGCAACCAGCUGAAAACGCAUGUAAGAACUCACACAGGUGAAAAGCCCUACAAAUGCAAACUCUGUGAUAAAGGCUUUGCGCAGAAAUGCCAGCUGGUUUUCCACAGCCGCAUGCAUCAUGGAGAGGAGAAACCAUACAAAUGCGAUGCCUGUAACCUGCAGUUUGCCACCUCCAGCAAUCUGAAGAUUCAUGCCAGGAAACACAGUGGAGAGAAGCCAUAUGUCUGUGAUAGAUGUGGACAGCGAUUUGCCCAGGCAAGCACACUGACAUAUCAUGUGCGGCGACAUACAGGAGAAAAGCCCUAUGUCUGCGACACCUGUGGGAAGGCUUUUGCAGUCUCUAGUUCACUCAUCACACACUCAAGAAAGCACACAGGGGAAAAACCAUAUAUAUGUGGGAUUUGUGGCAAAAGCUUCAUUUCUUCAGGAGAACUCAGCAAACACUUUCGCUCCCAUACAGGUGAAAGACCAUUUACUUGUGACCUGUGUGGAAACUCCUACACAGAUAUAAAAAAUCUAAAGAAGCACAAAACAAAGGUUCAUACAGAUUCUGUGAACCCUCUGGAUCCCAUCACAAUUGACCAUUCCUUCAAUGAUCACGACUCCAUUCCAAAUGAGAAAAGCCCUUUGCUGGAGUCCAUCGAUGUGAAGCCUUCGGAUGUGGCACUACCUCUCUCAAUUGAAACAGAGGAUCACCAAGUGCUGUUGCCUGUCACGGACAGCCACUCUCCUUCAUCAGAUGCACUUCUGAGGUCUACUAUCACUGGAUAUUCAGAACCUCAGUUUAUUGUUCUCCAGCAGUUGUACUGACACCCUGUGUGCAAUCAAAACUUUGGCGGUGAAAGCAUCUUGGUGAAGUGAACAUCUGAGCUGAACUUCAUUUUGUUCUCAAGUAGGAAUACGUGAGAAUGCACCUACCUUGUGGAGUGCAGUUUUUCUUUCAUAUAUUUUGUUAAUCUAGAACAAAAGAUUGUAAUUUUUCAUCUAAAAUCAAGAUUUUCUAGAACAAAUUAUUCUUUACAGUAAAAACUUCAACACAACUGCCUUAAGAAUACUCAGACUAUUAAUGAUGUAGAAUGCUUUUUUCAGUGUUCAUGCAGAAGCUGUUACUGUGUAAUCAAGAUAUUUAAUCCAUAUUGAUUAAAUAUGGCUUAAAUAUCUUGGAUUAUGGAUAUAGAUUAAAUAUCCAUAUUAAAUUAUGGAUAUGGAUUACAUAUGGAUUAAAUAUCUCAGAAAAUUGCUGAGAUAUGGAAAGAGGCAACUUUUGCUGCCUUGUAAUAGUAACACUCAGUACUGUGUGUACCCUACACCAAAGUAACCCAAGGCAUCUACUGCAAAAGGCUAAAUUCUAUAUGUAAAUUGAGCCAAUUUGUAUGAUUUCUCUUACUUUGCUUAGCAGAUAAUGCUAGGGCUCAUGCCCUCGGUGCCUCUAAACUCAUAUUUACCUGCAUUCUAUGACCAGAAUGAGGUGCAUUGGCCACUGUAUGUUUUGCACCAGGAAUUUUAUAUAGAUGGCUGUUUUUGCCCUCAAGUGCCAGAAAGGAGGCUGAGAUGCCAGUAGGAGUCUGUGUUAGGGCCUUGACCCCUCCUUAACCCCUGCUUGCCCCGUAGCACCCCCUUUCCCCCUUUAAAGCUCAGUUACAACCUUGGGGUGAGCAGCCAGAGUAGUUCUUUCUAUGUUAGCUGUGAGGGGGAGGAGCUCAGGAUCUUGAAAGUGAGAAUCCAAAUAAUCGUCUUGCCUCCCAGACAAGUAAAACUCCACCUCUGUGUCUGGAAAUUUAUUUUGUGAUUCAGCACAUUCUGAGAUUUCAGCAAAGUUUGCCUAGAAGCUUUCAACUAUGCCAUAAUGGCUAAGCAAAAAAAAAAAAAGUUCUCAUCUGGAAGGCAAACUCUACACCCACUGCCAUUUGGCUUUUCCCUGGCAUUCUCUUUCUGGUUGAACUGUGGCAAAUGUACAACCUCCUGAGUGAGCAGCUGUUGGAUACUGUGUUUUGGAUUCCUAGGGUUAGAUCUGAGGGGCUAGGUUUGUUCUUGGGUAACUGGCUUUAGGGAAGCUUUAUGGCAGCGGUGCAGAACCUCAGGUCUAGGGGCCAAAUCCUGCUUGCCUUGGGUCCCAGUCUGUCCCCCUGGGAUUCCCUAAACAUUUACACUUCUUUCCUUUGAUUUUCCAGCUUUUGUGCAGUUUUCUCCCCAUUCUAAAGGAUGCGAUGCCUCUCCCAAGGCUUAGCAGUAACAGCUGUAAACUAAAAUAUAUGGAUGUUUUUGGCCCUAGUCACCACUGUAAUAUGACUGCCUAGAGCUUCUCUGAACUCAGAUUUUGGCUUCUGGCUGAAAACGGUUCUGCAUCUCACUUUAAGAAGCUGUGAUGUGUUUUGAAGUAGCUCUUGCCAUGCACUUAAAUGUUCUAGAACACCCAUGUAUCUCAUAAGGCAUUUUUUUUUUUUGCCUUGUAUUGUUUCUUGGGUUACACAUGAUUAUCAGAUGUUCUGUUCCCAUUUUGUUCCUAACUUUCUGACAUUCCUGCUUAGAAAAAGGGAACAGUUUUGUUACAGUUUCUGUUGGAAUGCUUACUACCAAGAGAAACCCACUAUAGUUCCUGUCCUGUUGAGAGAUUAGCAAUCUGUAUCAUCAUACUGGUUGCAGAUAAAAGCUUUUCUUUCCCUUGCAACCAUACUGAAACCAAGCAGGCUGGUGGAGAAGAAAGUGUGCAAUCAGACCCUUUUCCCACCUCCUCACUCACUGUGGUAUGUAAUUCCAUUUACUCACCUGUAUGAAAUUUUGGAUCACCUAAGGCUACCAGAUGAGUUGUCAAAUGCAAGGUUAACCUCUUUUGCUCUUUCCACUGAGUUAGGAUGAAAAGGAGUGCAGUUACAAAGCACUUAGAAUAUGUAUCGUGCAGCCCUUCCUAUGCCCCCAAGGAAUAUUUGAUUUUUUUUUAAAACAGUAGCUCCCCAUCAUUGCCACUAGCAAAAUUUCUGAAAUAACAUGGCUCUGCUUUCCAUAGAAAACAAAAGUCAGAUUCCUUCAAUAUUCUGUAUCAGGCUGGCCAUUAUUAUUUUUUUCGUUUCAUUAAUAAUUUUUAGAAACUGUCCCGAAGUGGCUUACCAUUUUAUUGUUCCUGCAUCUCCCCAGCUAGUUCCCUUAGCCUAGGAGACAUGGGACACAAGAUAAUCAGUAGCGCUGCUGCUUUGGAGACGCCCACUCUGUGCAACUGGGAACCUUUAAUAUGCAAAGCAUAAGGUUUGCAAUUGUGAGUUUUCCCAUGUUUUCAGAAUAUUUUAUUAUUUUUGACAUAAAAUGGGCAGAAGUAAAUUAAAAUAGGGGACAAGUUUGAAGGUGUCUCCAGUCUUUUUUCUAUAGUCUAAGCCCAAUAUGCUUGUCUAAAUUCAGAGUACUUGCAUCAUCAUCAUCUCCUUCAAGAAAAGCUGUAGUGUGGGUCAGUUUGACCCAUAUUGCUGCAUCUGGUGUCCUUUUUAGGCCUCUGUCCAGAGACUUCAGCACAAUAGGGGAUUUUGCACCUGUUUCUGCCUUGACUAUCCCCUCAUCCGUCACCUGAAUAUAUAACCCGCUCUGAUGUAGCACAUCUCUUAUUUAGCUGCAGCUGGACAGAAAAAGGAUGGAAUUGAGUUACCUGUAUGUUUGCUGACCACCUUUUUCCAAACUGCCCAUUACAUGUUUUCUAAGAGUGGGGGUGCACAGAAAUGCUGUACUUUCGAAGCAGCUGCAUAUGAGUGUAUCUCUUCUGCAUAUACCUUUUUCUAUUAGCAUUUUGCUCUGAUAUGGGAAAUUUGAAAACAGGCUUCUUAUAAUACUCCCGAGUACUUGUGAUACCAUAUUCUCUUAACACAAACUGAAUUAUCUCUCAGUUAUGAAGAACUUUGAGGUUUAGCUUUGGAUGUAUUUCUUCGCACUAUUAAUCUUCUGGGCAAAAUGUGCUGUUUGGUAUGCUUUUAGUAUACUAUGUUUAGUAUUUCAUAUGAAUGUUUCACAUGUUUGUGUGUUUUUAAAAACUGUUUCUGACUUCAAAAACUCUGUUCUUAGAUUUAUAUUAGACCUUACCUAGCUAUUUAAUAUUUAUAAAGAUAUUUUACUUUAUGGAACUCAUUUGUAUGUAAGAUUUCUAGAGACCAUUGUUUGAUCCCCUUUCUUCAUGCACAACACAAGCUCUGAGAGCUGAACUCUAUUACAGCAAUAAUUGAAUAGACCUUGUUUCCAAAUGGAAAGUUUUUGGUGGAAUUCAGGCAUCUUGGGUUGUCUUCUUUAAGAUAUUCAUUCAAUAAAUCAUGACCUAUAUUCGUAUUAAAAUAUUGAUAGAAAGAUUCUGAUUCUGGUAAGUAACACAGGUAUGUUACUUGCAUCCUUUAUGUAUUAUAGCAGCUUUCACCAACAUAGAUCUUUCCAGAUGUGUUGGAUUGCAAUACCAUCAAUUCCAUGGAGUAAAACUGGUCAAGGAUUAUAGAAGUUGUAGUCUAACACAUCAGAAGGGUAUCAGGUUGGGUUUCAUUGGUGUGGUGUUUACUAUUCCUAACCUUGUUUCAGAAUGAAAGGGAUAUGCAGUUGAAAUUCUGAUACAAAUAACCAUCCAAUGGCACAUCAUUUGCUCUGUUAAACAUACAGAGGCUUUGAUGCUUUGCCUUAACAAGGGAAGAGAAUGUUCUUAAACCUUGUAUUUUCAUAUUUUAAGCUCUAAUUCGGAAUGUUACUACUAGGUUAGCCAGCAUAACAAUUACAAGAUUGUGGAUAUUUUCUGAGGUGCUUUCGUGAGUUAUCUUCUAAUUUAUUUCUGAAGUCUUCUGUACAUACAAAGCAUUUUUUCUUGUUCUUGCACAGAUGUAUGUGUAUAGCUCGCCUCCCCGCUUUUAUACUUCCUUGUGAGAGUUUAUGUACAUAAUUAGCUUGCGAUAUUUUAUGUUAGACUUGAAUAAAACUUGUUUUGUAAGCA
This is a messenger RNA of Varanus komodoensis (Komodo dragon), 6197 nucleotides long. It is a transcript of the gene MYNN, whose product is annotated as myoneurin. The record is from RefSeq and is a predicted model, not a curated record. The transcript has 8 exons. The coding region runs from base 224 to 2065 and encodes 613 amino acids. Gene Ontology annotation, biological process: regulation of transcription by RNA polymerase II. Gene Ontology annotation, molecular function: DNA-binding transcription factor activity, RNA polymerase II-specific; RNA polymerase II cis-regulatory region sequence-specific DNA binding; protein binding. Gene Ontology annotation, cellular component: nucleus. Lineage: Eukaryota; Metazoa; Chordata; Lepidosauria; Squamata; Varanidae.